Messenger RNA from Globicephala melas (long-finned pilot whale), 1628 nucleotides. RefSeq names its product sushi repeat containing protein X-linked 2 (gene SRPX2). Lineage: Eukaryota; Metazoa; Chordata; Mammalia; Artiodactyla; Delphinidae. Gene Ontology annotation, biological process: positive regulation of cell migration involved in sprouting angiogenesis; cell-cell adhesion; positive regulation of synapse assembly. Gene Ontology annotation, molecular function: signaling receptor binding. The record is from RefSeq and is a predicted model, not a curated record.
AUGGCCAUUCAACUAACUCGAAGAGGAGCUCUCUCUCUGCUGCUCUUCCUCACUCCAGCAGUGACGCCAACCUGGUAUGCAGGUUCAGGCUACUACCCAGAUGAAAGCUACAAUGAAGUAUAUGCUGAAGAGGUCCCACAGGCCCCUGCCCUAGACUACCGAGUCCCCCGAUGGUGUUAUACAUUAAAUAUCCAGGAUGGAGAAGCCACAUGCUACUCACCAAGAGGAGGAAAUUAUCACAGCAGCCUGGGCACUCGCUGUGAGCUCUCCUGUGACCGGGGCUUUCGACUGAUUGGACGGAGGUCGGUGCAAUGCCUGCCAAGCCGCCGUUGGUCUGGAACUGCCUACUGCAGGCAGAUGAGAUGCCACGCAUUGCCAUUCAUCACGAGUGGCACCUACACAUGCACAAAUGGGGUGCUUCUUGACUCUCGCUGUGACUACAGCUGUUCCAGUGGCUACCACCUAGAAGGUGACCGCAGCCGAAUCUGCAUGGAAGAUGGGCGAUGGAGUGGAGGCGAGCCUGUAUGUGUAGACAUAGAUCCCCCCAAGAUCCGUUGUCCCCACUCCCGUGAGAAGAUGGCAGAGCCAGAGAAACUGACUGCUCGAGUAUACUGGGACCCACCCCUGGUGAAAGAUUCGGCUGACGGCACCAUCACCAGGGUGACACUUCGGGGCCCUGAGCCUGGCUCUCACUUUCCCGAAGGAGAGCACGUGAUUCGUUAUACUGCCUACGACCAAGCCUAUAACCGGGCCAGCUGCAAGUUCAUUGUAAAAGUACAAGUGAGACGCUGUCCAACUCUGAAACCACCACAGCAUGGCUACCUCACCUGCACCUCAGCGGGGGACAACUAUGGUGCCACCUGUGAAUACCACUGUGAUGGAGGGUAUGAGCGCCAAGGGACCCCCUCCCGGGUGUGCCAGUCCAGCCGCCAGUGGUCAGGAUCACCACCUAUCUGUGCUCCUAUGAAGAUUAAUGUCAAUGUCAACUCGGCUGCUGGCCUUCUGGAUCAGUUCUAUGAGAAACGGCGACUCCUCAUCAUCUCGGCUCCUGAUCCCUCCAACCGAUAUUAUAAAAUGCAGAUCUCUAUGCUACAGCAAUCCAUCUGCGGACUGGACCUGCGGCACGUGACCAUCAUUGAGCUGGUGGGGCAGCCACCUCAGGAAGUGGGGCGCAUCCGGGAGCAACAGCUGUCAGCCAGCAUCAUCGAGGAGCUCAGGCAAUUUCAGCACCUCACUCGCUCGUACUUCAACAUGGUGUUGAUUGACAAGCAGGGAAUUGACCGGGAACGCUACAUGGAACCUGUCACUCCCGAAGAAAUCUUCACGUUCAUUGAUGACUAUCUACUGAGCAACCAGGAGCUGACCCAGCGCCGGAUGCAAAGGGACAUAUGCGAGUGAACUUGAGCCAGGGUAUGGUUGAGGUCAAGGGCAAAGGUCCCAUAGUCAGCCGAAACUGGGGCCUAAUAAAAGGAGAAAAUGCUUUUUCCACAGCUCUAGGGACAGGACUCUGAAGUGGGUGAGGUUCCCGGAUCCUGGGACAUUUCCAGGCACCUUUUUAGGGCUGUGGAAUAGUUUCCUUAAGUAAGUCUCUGCUUUAGGUAGCACUGGAGGAGCAUAAGAAGCUAGGG